AGAGCCCAAGUCAGCUCUCAGAGCCCCCUAAAGAGGUAGAAUCCUCUCCAGUCCAGCAGACAGUCCCUGCUCAGUCUUCAGCGACUCCUAUGGUGGUGGAACCCUCUCUGACAAAGCAGGUGAUCUCAUCUUCACCUCCAGAAAGCCUGGAGGACAUGGGGCCAUCUCCAAUCCUGCAGGGGGGUCCCACUCAGCCUCCGGAGCCCCCAAAGGAGGCAGAACCUUCACCAAGCCAGCAGGCAGUCCCAGCUCAGCCUCCAGAGCCUUCUGAGGAGGUUGUAGCUGAAUCUCCAGUGCAUCAUGAGAUGACAGUUCCAACACCAGGUCAGGGUCAAGCUCAGUAUCUGACAUCGCCCAGUGUCAGUGUCACAGUUCAACCUUUGGACUUGGGACUUUUCUUAUCUACAGAACCCAGGAUGAAGGCUGAACCUUCUCCAACCAUGCAUGAGACCCCAACUCAGCCUCCCGAGGAAGUUGUUGUAUCAACCUCCAGUUAUCGAGAGGUGACAGAUCCGACACCAGGUCAGGAUCAAGCUCAGCAUCCAGUUCUGCUUGGUGUUACAGACCAGCCUCUGGACCUGGGGCUCACCAUCACUCCAGAAUACACUACCAAGGCUGAACAGUCAACAGCCCUGAAAGUGACCACAGCUCCUCCAUUGUCCCUUGUGGUGACACAUCCAUAUCCAGACCAGAUUCAGACUGAGCAUCCAAACCUGACUCAACUCACAGUUCACCCUCUGGUCCUGCAAGUGACCGUUCAGACUCAGCAUGCAAACCUGACUCAAGUCAUAGCUCAGCCUUUGGAUUUGGAAUUUGCCACAACUCCAGAGCCUACUACAGAGGUUAAGCUUUCUCUAACUAUGCAGGAGACCCCAACUCAGCCAGAUCGGGGGCUUACCGGUGACUGCAGCUGUGAGAGCAUCGAGAUUGUACAUCUCUCAUUUCUACAACAAGGAAAUAAAUCAGUGGCAGAUGGGAAGUGA
Molecule: messenger RNA, 983 nt
Organism: Carlito syrichta (Philippine tarsier)
Lineage: Eukaryota; Metazoa; Chordata; Mammalia; Primates; Tarsiidae
Product: leucine-rich repeat-containing protein 37A3-like
Source: RefSeq, a predicted model, not a curated record